AUGUGUAUUUCGCUUUGUUUAAAUUACCUUAAAUAUUCUCCAUUCUUACUAUUUGACGAACUAGCUUAUGCGUUAAUCUCGAGAUUAGAUAGGAGCAAAAUCUUUCCUCCCACUUAUCAUACUAGGCCAGAAGAUUUUAUUUGUGUUGAAACGCAACACGCACAACAAAGAUUUUACGUAAAAGGAACAUGUUUCUUUUUCUGCUGCCAAAAUGUUAAGGAAGCGGCAAACGUAUUGGGGAAUCAAACACAUAUGCGGAUUAUUUUCAAAGCAGCUGGUAUUUAUUGGAGCGCUGCUUCAAAUGAAGAGAAGGAUGUCUACAAAAAUUUAUAUAAUGCUACUCAAAACCUUUGUUUAAGAAGGAACAAUAAUACCAUCGUUCAACAAUUUUCCCACCCCCCUACUCCAAAUCCUGUUUAUGAAACAAUGUCAAAUCAGUUUAAUAACGGGAUUCUUUUUGACACAUUUGAACCAAAUUUUAAUGUUUGGUAA
Molecule: messenger RNA, 492 nt
Organism: Funneliformis mosseae
Lineage: Eukaryota; Fungi; Glomeromycota; Glomeromycetes; Glomerales; Glomeraceae
Source: the annotation of a GenBank genome assembly